This is a messenger RNA of Amoebophrya sp. A25, 3087 nucleotides long. The record is from the annotation of a GenBank genome assembly. NCBI's taxonomy places the organism in Eukaryota, Dinophyceae, Syndiniales, Amoebophryaceae.
CAUGGAACACCAAGAGCAAGGUAUUGAUAUACUGGAUGUUCAUCACUACUUUCAGGGGUUUUAUCUCAUCUGGUAUUAAAGUGUCUUGGAAAACGUCCAGCAUUUUUAAGUCUCAGUUCUCUUUUGAAAGUGAAGAUAGGUAUCGCAUGCGCACGCAUCAGUCUUGUUUUUCUUUCAACGUAGAGUGACGCUGACUCCAUCACAAAAACUGCAAAAUGCACGGUCGUAAAAAAGAAACUCUUUCCAAAGAGAAGCAGGCGGAAAAGGAUGCUGAGGAGCGCGCGCAAGUUCGUAAGGGCAACGAACUCUUUCGUACGAUCCUUCUUGGUCGUAGGACGUUGCCACCUGUCAAAUUGCUGGAGGCGACGAAGAAAGCCUUAUUGCUGAACCCCGACUUCGGUACGCUAUGGAACAUCAGACGCGAACUAUUCGAAGCUUUGGGACAAGAGGCUUUGAAGGUCGUUGGUGGUGGGGGAAAUGGAAGUCGAAUUGGUGGUAGAAGCGGCACCUCCACCUCUGGUGGAGAUGGAGAUGGAAAGAACGAAGAGAGCGGGGAAAAGAAUGUUGUGGACCAGGGUGGUGGUUUGGAGAAGGAAAUAAGGGAGGAGGUUGAAACUUCUGCAAGUCGUGCGGAAAUAAGGGAGCAAAUUGAAACUCCUGCAAGUCGUGCGGGGGUCGAUAAUACCAUGGAAAACAACUCAGCUUCUACGGCAUCUACGGCAACACUACUAAUAGGCACAGCGUCACCUCCUUCCUCAAGUACAGGCUCAAGCGGACAAACAACUUUAGCCGAUUUGGAGUCGCAGCUACUAGGUGAAGUAGCUCUCCUCGACAAGGCGAUGGAGCGGGCACGAAAAUUGUACUGUCUAUGGAUGCAUAGGCGAUGGGUCAUAAACAAACUUCUGGAGUUGAAGAUGAACGUGGAGGAAGUCGAAGUCAGUAACAACUUCUACGUUGAAGACGUCGACAUUAACAAAUACAAAGUUGAAGAAGACAACAGUAGAAAACAAGGCGACGACGUCGAGCCAGCAGGUCAAGGCACUCCGGUUUCGACGAGCACGGCCUCUACGUCACCACAAAAACCUGAGCACGUUGUAGGUGUGGAUGUGUCAACAUCUUCGUCAACUAGCGUAUUGAGCAGGAAGAUGGAGGUAAUAACGCAGCGUGCAGAAGCUCUUGCUGCAGCCUCAGCUUUUUUACAGACGGAAGUUGGAAAGCUAGAUCGCUUCUUUGCCUUAGACGCGAGAAAUUACCAUGCCUGGAAUUACCGCGACUUUGUAGUGCAGAAGAGGCGGGAAAUGUCUGAACACAUUUCGGCAGUCGAGCUGUCGAACGAGAGUAGUCGCGAACAAAAGGUGGCGCACAGCUCUACUAGCGGGUCAUCUUUUGGUCUUUCCCUUGGCCAAGAAAAUUUAGCUCUUUCCGAAAAACUUAUCAACGAGAAUUUCAGCAACUACUCAGCGUGGCACUUGCGUGCAAAAUGUACCAGCAGCGCCAGUAUGUUCGCUAGGGCGAAACUGAAGAACGCGGAGUCGUUGUUCAACCAGGAAAACGCGAAUAUCAACCUUGAAACAGAGUUGGAGUGGCUACAAGAAGCAAUAUUCACGGAGCCGAACGACCAGAGCAUCUGGUUCUAUCACGAGUUUUUGCUUCUACGAAAUCGAUCGCCACAAUUGCAAGAAGCGAAGGUACUAGAGUUACCUGGCGGAAGCGAUCAUGAAGAGGAAGGGCAUCAAGCAGAGCCAAACGAAUCUGCGAGCAGCUGGGGCAAGGGUGGGAGGUUACUUCUCGAGUGCGGGCCAACAGUCGUACCUGAGAAGACUUGUUCCUCUUCAACAUCACCUUCUAGCAACAAAAGGCGACUCUACUUCCUCCUCAGUGCAGCUGUACGGGCAAGAGACGUGACAGUGCGGGUCGCGAAUGACAAGGACAACGAAAAAAUUUGUUUUCCUGUCUAUCCACAUACAACAUGGAAAAUGAGUCGAGGAUUAGGAAGAGCUACUGGAUCUGGCGCUUCCAAACAUAUCAUACCAGACGCUGAGAAAUUCACGUCGAUUUUCUACAUAGAGAUUUCAGACAAGGUUAUGGAAGGUCUGCAGGAUGAGGAAAUGGUGGAGCAGAAGAUUUUCAUGGUCGAGCUUGACAUCUCCAUCUCUCUUGCGCCGGCAUUUGCAGGUCAACUAUUCGCACAACAUUCUUCGAAUGUGGCUAGCAGUAGCAAUAAGGGCACAAUGAACGGCAAUAGGGGUGCUGUGUCUACUUCAAAUGAGACAGUCGUUCCCGCAGGGACUUUGAGGCUGAAACUACUGGAAAAAGAUGUGGAAGAUCCGAGGGUCCUAAAAGCUUCCUGUAGUCUUUCAGCAACCUCUGAGCUAGGAUUUCAAGUGACUCCGGAAAUCGUUGAGACUGAACUGAAUCGGAUCGACGAGCUACUCAGUGUGGAGCCUGAUUGUUACUUAGCCGUGUUGAGCAAAGCAAGGCUUUCGGAAGCUCUCUACUGGUCGCUGGAAGGACACCCGGAAGCGGAAUCCGACUCCGAGUCAAGAGAAGCAGAAAGAGACGUAGAUCUAACCCGACGUCAAGAACUGAAAGCACAAGUUAUUGAGCUAUACCAGGACUUGGCAGACACGUUGGAUCCUAUGCGACGUGCAUAUUACAAGGAUCAAGCAACAAGGUUAGGAAAUGGGUUAAGAUCUGCCGAACAUAGAGCUUUUGCAGAGAUCGUUGGGCUAGAUAAAAAGGUGUCUGCUGAGAAGAUGCGUCUGCCGUAAUUCUGCAGGAGUCAGAUUUUUGGUCGCCGUAGAUGCACACUCUGUUCUGAUGUACUUAAUCGAUCAUACUUCUGGACAACACCAAACAUAUUUUUCCCAUUGUUCACGUUGUUCGUUUGACCCUCACUUUUUGUUCCCACUCAUAUCCGACAUGGCAAUUCGAUGCCACACCCUUUUCCCUAUCAUGGCAUCAGAGUGUGCACCCCACGCACUAACCCAACGCGACAAGAAAGAUUUUUUUAUCGCCUUUUGUUUCAAGCGAGGAAAGGUACUAGCUAACACAGUGUAGAUGACCGUCAUUUUUAGUCGUCGUUGU